ACUCAGAAGAUUCACGUGAUUCUAGCCUCCCGGAUCCCUAGCGGAAGUUCCGUUCACGUGUUGCACCGCUGUAAGCUGAACGAUAAUCGUUUCUAACAGUAAAAACUGAGGGACUCAUAUUAUUUAUUAGUCGAGCUCAUGAUGGACUCGGCUGUGCCUUUCGUUAGACAAAAGCAGAACGCAAAGCGGCGUUUAAGUAAAACGUCGGAUGCGGCCCCACAUGUCACAGAGGAGCACCGUAAACAGAAGAAGCACGCGGCGCUGUGCGCGACCCUGGGCGAGGAGGAUGCGUCUGUCAGGCUGCUGGAGGAGCUCGUGUUCGGCGCGGACGAGCAGGAGCUUACGGAGCGACUCACAGAGGGAACCAACACUUUACUUAAAGACGAUGCCUGCAGCAUUUCUUCAGAGGAUGAUGAGGUGUAUCCACAACAUCUUGCAAAGAAAAAAGCUGUAUGGGAAGAUGACGAUGAUGAUGUAGAAGAAGAUGUGGAUAUGACACAUCGAUUUCGUGUGGACUAUAACAAGAGUGAAGCACAAACUAAAAUGACCAAACAGAAGCUACAGCAACACUUAAAGGAACAGUUUCAGAAAGCAAUGGGUGGAACACCGAACUGGUCAGAGGUGACCACAAGGACGGGAAAGAAAAAGGACGAGGAAUCUGAUGACAGUGAAGAAUUGAUGCAGCGCACCGGUAACUUUGUUGGCUCAUCUGAAAGUCUUCCCAAAGGAAUUAUUAAGAUUAAAAAGUGCUUAAAUGCAAAUAAUGAACGUCCAGGCGAUGACCGGCUUACAACAGUACAGUUUCACUCCUCAGCUCAGAUUGUGAUGACAGCUGGUCUGGAUUGCUCCAUUUCACUCUUUCAGGUUGAUGGAAAGUCAAACCCCAAAAUCCAGAGCAUUCAUCUGGAGAAUUUUCAAGUGAAUAAGGCUUCCUUCAGCGCUGAUGGGGAACACAUUGUGGCCACUGGACUGAGAAACAAACUCUUCUACAUGUAUGAUAUGAUGGAAGGCAAAAUUAUCCCAGUGUCUACUGUUAGAGGACUAAAUGAACAGAGGGUGAAAGACUUUGAGGUCUCUCCAGAUGGGAAGUAUCUUCUUCUCUCUGGAUCUUCAGGAUAUCUUCAUCUCAUGACCAUGAAGACUAGAGAAGUGAUUCAGAGCGUGAAGAUGAAUGGAGAUGUGUGUUCAGCAGGUUUCACUGGAGACAGCAGUAAGAUCUUCAGUAGCUCUGUGGACGGUGAUGUGUUUAUCUGGGAUGUGAGGAGCAGUAAAUGUUUAAAGAAGUUUACAGAUGAUGGCUGUGUAAAGGCCACGUCACUGGCGCUGUCAGGAGAUGACAUGUAUUUGGCGUGUGGCUCUCAGUCUGGUGUGGUGAACAUCUAUUCACAAAAGGAUUGCCUGCACAAUAUUGAGCCCAAACCUCUGAAGGCCGUUAUGAACCUGGUGACACCUGCCACCUCCCUGUGCUUCAAUAACACCUCAGAGAUUUUGGCCAUCGGAUCACGAGCAGAGGACGAUGCCAACCGAUUGGUGCACAUUCCCAGUUUCACAGUGUUCUCCAACUUUCCACAAAUGAGAAAAAAGACAAUAUUUCAAACUCGCUGUCUGGAUUUCUCUCCGAGGAGCGGCUUCUACACUGUGGCCAAUAAUAAAGGCCAUGCACUUCUGUUCAGACUUCUGCAUUAUAAAAACUUUUAAAGCAGUCAGACGACAUUCAGUUUUCUCAGAGAGUGACUUUUGUUGAGACGACUCUUCGUCUUAAAUGUGUCUUUCAUCAGUUCUUGGAUUUUUAUUGUAUUCAAUAAUUCAUUGCACAGACGGUUGAUAGUAAAUUAUCACCCAGAUUUUGAUCUGAAAGAUUCAACUUAUUUGUUGUUCUUAGGUGAUCUUCAAAUAAAAAAAAAAAAAUAAAAACGUA
Molecule: messenger RNA, 1918 nt
Organism: Misgurnus anguillicaudatus (oriental weatherfish)
Lineage: Eukaryota; Metazoa; Chordata; Actinopteri; Cypriniformes; Cobitidae
Gene: utp18
Product: UTP18 small subunit processome component
Biological process (GO): rRNA processing
Cellular component (GO): Pwp2p-containing subcomplex of 90S preribosome; small-subunit processome
Molecular function (GO): protein binding
Source: RefSeq, a predicted model, not a curated record